Molecule: messenger RNA, 918 nt
Organism: Spinacia oleracea (spinach)
Lineage: Eukaryota; Viridiplantae; Streptophyta; Magnoliopsida; Caryophyllales; Amaranthaceae
Product: auxin-binding protein ABP19a-like
Exons: 1
Coding region: 114-776 (220 amino acids)
Molecular function (GO): manganese ion binding
Source: RefSeq, a predicted model, not a curated record
UUUGCUUAUCUUUAUUUUUCUUAGGCUUCUUCCAUAUAUGUUCAGUGAAUAAUUUAUAUAAAUUGGGUGCAAAUUGUUACUAAUUUUCUUACUAUACCGAUCAAGCUUUCAAUAUGAAUAGUCUUGAACUUCUUUUCAUCCUCUUUCUUUUAGUCCCUUUGAGCCAUGCUACUAUUAUUGAAGUUGAUUUCUGUGUUGCUGACCGUAGUCUCCCUAGGGGUCCUGAGGGGUAUCCUUGCAAAAAUCCAGCCAAAGUCACGGCUGAUGAUUUUGUUUUUACUGGAUUCCGUGGUGAGAAAACCAUCACAAAUAUAUUCCGUCUUAACGGAACUGUAGCAAAUCACGAUACAUUUCCGGCCUUGAAUGGCUUAGGUAUUUCCAUGGCAAGGUUAGAUUUGGGUGUGGGUGGAGUUGUCCCCGUACAUUCUCACCGAACAUCAGAAAUUAUUGUUGUUAUUAAUGGGACAAUUAUUGCAGGGAUAAUUGACACAAACAACACAGCAUAUUAUAAAAGAUUAGAAGCCGGUGAUGUCAUGAUUUUUCCACAAUUCUUGCUUCACUUCCAAGUCAAUAUUGGUAAAACUCGAGCUUUAGCAAUUGUUAGCUUAAACGGCGCAAAUCCAGGCGCACAACUCACUACACCAGCCCUGUUUGGUGGCAAUUUACCAGCUGAAAUAGCUGCACAAAUUACCCUCAUAAGUCCGGAAGAAGUGAGACGCUUGAACAUGAUAUUUGACAGAAUUGACACAGCCUCAUAUACCUCAUUUACUGCUUGAAACAUUUGCUUCAUAUACAACAUACACUGCAUGUAUAAUAAAAGAUUUAUGAAUAAGUGUAGGUACCUAAUAGCACAAUUCUAGCUACUGCUGCAGUAAAUAAAAAAUGAGGGUAAUUAAAAGUUUGUGGUAUACCCCUUUA